UUUACGUUUACCUGUCACGUCAGUUCUCUCUUGAGUCUAACUGCUUUUAGACGUAAAAUGUCAGAGAUAAAGAAUAUAGCAUUUAAUUUUAGCACGCUACGAAGCGGCACGUCAUUGAAAAUACGACUGUUUUUAUACAUUGUAACAUUCGUACACGCUGUGUUUAUGUCGUUGAAACUAUUCAACAUUGAUUUCGGUUCAUCGGAUGAUCCAAAUAUGCGUCAAUAUUCGAAACUCAAAUGGAAAUUGAUAACAGCUUGGUUUAAUCUAGUAACUUUAGGAUACUUAGUGAUCUGCAUUUACUGUGAUUGGACUGAACUGACAGAAAAUACCAAAUCGAUUCACAUAUAUAAAAAACUAAAGAAAAUUAAGUCAUUUUCAUUUUCAAGCGUUAUUUUCCCAACAACGGCUUUCGCAGAUAUACUUUUCUGGACAAUCUGGCAUCACAAGAAGGAGCUAAUGAUGCCUCUGUCAGCAGAUAAAUACAUUACUAUUUGGGAUCAACAUAGUAUGCACACCGUUUCCCUUAUAUUCGUUUUAUUUGAAUUGAUAUUUGUUAAUCGAGAGAAGCCUAAGAAUAAAGUUGCUGAGAUAUUCGUAAUGAUUACAUUUAUCACCCUAUAUAUUAUAACGUGUUUAGUUAGUUUACUUAACGGAGAAUAUGUUUACCCUUGCUUUAAAUUAUUUUCAUUCUACAAACUGCUGCUUUUAAUGUUGUAUACAUACAUAUCACAUUUAUUCUAUUAUACUAUUCAGUGGGCGAUUGUAGAUUUGAUUAAUAAUAAUUACCAAGGAAAUAUUUCCCAAAAACUGACGUAAUUCCUUCGAGCAUUGAAGCUGUAAACAGAAACUGUAGCUACAUAAUUAUAUUAGUUGUUUACACAGUACUAUUAUUUAAAGCAUGGAGGAGAUAAAGGAAUUGACUAUUAUUGUGAAAAACAUUUCAUCACCGUCUUCUUUUGCCAAUCGAUUUAUUAAUUCGAAAAAUUCUCAAAGAAAACAUUGUACACUGAACAAAAUUACAAGAAAAAAUAAUAUUGAUAGUUAUAUCACAAUCUGAAGAACUCUUCUGUACAAUUGUCUGUGGGAGAUAAGCCCAGACACGGCCAUACGAUGUAGGUGAGGAGCAGGAGGAAGCACAGACGGCCACACUUACACUUGGAACACGGCUAUCGACGCCUUAACCCCCGUUUAGAAUAUAUAUUCAUUAAUUUCGUAAUUAAAAACAAUACUAACAAAAAUAAUUGAAAAUAUUAUAAAAAUACUUUUCGUUUUUACUGGUGUGAAAAAUGGAAAAGUGUAUAGUUUUAAUAAAUUGAUAAGGACACUA
This is a messenger RNA of Melitaea cinxia (Glanville fritillary), 1330 nucleotides long. Its product is annotated as androgen-dependent TFPI-regulating protein-like. Bases 58 to 819 code for a protein of 253 amino acids. NCBI's taxonomy places the organism in Eukaryota, Metazoa, Arthropoda, Insecta, Lepidoptera, Nymphalidae. The transcript has 4 exons. Gene Ontology annotation, cellular component: endomembrane system; membrane. The record is from RefSeq and is a predicted model, not a curated record.